AUGGCAUCAAUGAGCAAGAGAACCCAGGCGCGGAAUGAGCGGGAGCUUCACGAGUUGCUCUCCGUCGCCGGGAAUUCACAAUGCGCCGAUUGUGGUGCGAAGAACCCGGCGUGGGCGAGCUGGAAUCUGGGUGUCUUCCUCUGCAUGCGAUGUGCCUCUCUGCACCGUAAACUGGGCACUCAUAUCUCCAAGGUCAAGUCUCUGAGCAUGGACACCUGGUCAACGGAGCAGGUUGAGAACAUGAGGCGCAACGGCAACACCGCGGUCAACAAGAUCUACAAUCCCAAGAACAAGAUGCCCGACAUGCCCUUUGAUGUCGACGAGGUCGACUCGGCCAUGGAAAGAUUCAUACGCAAGAAAUACCAGGAAAAGAGUCUCUCGGACGGCAGACCCGAACCUCCUCAGCGCGACGACAAUCCUCCGUCCAGCUAUUCCAGACCCCAAGGAGGAGAUCUCGAUUCUCCUCCGCCCCCUUUACCUCCCAAGAAGGGCAAAUUCUUCGGAUUUGGUCUUCGAGCCUCGUCUUCCGCCUAUAGCCUGUCGAAGCACGAUAAGAAGAAACACCAGAAAGAGCCCCGGGUAGAUAGCACGUUCCGCAUUCCCACUGGCGAUUAUGAUUCACGAAUGGACGAUGCGCGCUUUGAGAUGACAGAUGCCGAGUUACAAACGAAGUUGGCGACAUUGCGAGACAUGGGCUUCAGCAACACGGACCGCAACACGAAUUUGCUGCGACGGUUGAAUGGGAAUGUGGAAAGGACAAUUGAAGCAUUGGUCCAACUUGGGCCGAGUGAGAAUGGAAAUACCGCUUCCUCCAGGAGGCAGGGACCUACACCUACUGCGAGUCAAGAGCCUACACCCAAACCUCAAGAGCCGUCGUACAACCCAUUUACAUCCAUGAACAACCAACAAACUGUUGGUCUGUCAUUGGCAAAACCCCAAGAGCCCUCGACUCCGACCAGCGGAACAAGCUACAACAGCAACAACCCCUAUGCUCAGCCUAAUCGCAGCCCGUCCCAGACGGGACUCGAACAAUCCUUUCAGUCCAUGCAAGUUUCUCAGCCCUUGUUCCCUCACAGCACCGGGGGAUAUCCGAGCCAGCCGCCUCCUUUACAGGAUCCUCGGUUUCAGUAUUCAAUGACACCUCCGGUCACGUCGACGCAAUUCCAGCAAGGAUAUGUGGCGUCACCCGCAGCGAUUCCUGUCACGAGCAAUCCCUUCUUCCAACCUACCCCAGUGUCGGCUCAGUCGACGGGGAACAACCCGUUCCUUUCCCAGGUACCUUCAUCUCCUUCAUCAAACCCUUUCUUGAACGUACAGUCACCUGGGCAAUCGGCACAAGUGCAACAACGACAAAGCUCGCUCCCAGCAAGUUUCAAUCCCUUCGGAAUACCGCCCUCCCAAGCUUCCCCCCCUCGACCAGUACAACAACCGCAGCUGCAGCAACCCCAAGACCUGUUCGGGACUGCCCCUCAGAAUCAACCCCAGCCGAACAACCCUUUCCAGCAACAGGGCAUACAGCAGCAGCAGCAGCAGCAGCAGUAUUCUCAAGCGAUGAACUCUCAAAUACCCCAAACCCAAUCUCCUUUUGCCAAUUUCCAGUACACUCAACAGCAAAUACAACCUCAGCAACAGACACAGUCGCAAUCGAUGCCAAUGUCACCGCCUCAAGUUCAGCAACAGCCACCAUAUUCACAGCCGCAAUUCUCUCAGCAGAACCAGCAGCCUAUGGUGCCCCAACAAACAGGCCGCUACGACAAGAGUUCCAUCUUGGCUCUUUACAACUACCCUCAACUCGCUCUUCAGCCACUCGCAUCGAUCCCAGAACCUGCAUCUGAACAGCAACAGCCGCAACAACAGCCUCAACAGCCGGUAUCAUAUAGCCCCUCGGGCGAUAUUUUCGGCAACAACCAUCUCUCGCCCGCGAAACGUAGCGCAACCAUGCCCGUUUCACUGUCGAACAUGCAUUCCGCCGGUGGAAGCGGGAACCGCAAUCCAUUCAUGACCAACGUGACCAACACCAACCUGAACACCGUCAAUACAAACGGCGCUUUCAAUCCUUUUGGAGGUGCCGGUGCCAAUCCAUUCGGAUCUCCUCACCAGGGACAGGUCCAGGUCCAGGUCCAGGCUCAAACCCAGACUCGCGAACAAAGUUUCCAAGGUUUUGCGCAGCAGCAGUCCUACGGGCAGGCGAUGGCCAUGCCCGGCGGCAUGGGUGCCGGGAUGGGAGGCACAGGAGGAGGCGGACAGAGACCACAACAGGGCAUCGCGGCGCGACACGCCAGCGCCGAGAGCAUGAGCAUCAACAACCUGGAAGCAGGAAGACACAGUCCCGACGCCUUUGCGAAUCUGAGCGCGCGAUACAUGAGGUGA
This is a messenger RNA of Fonsecaea monophora, 2370 nucleotides long. RefSeq lists its product as hypothetical. Gene Ontology annotation, cellular component: Golgi apparatus. Gene Ontology annotation, biological process: endoplasmic reticulum to Golgi vesicle-mediated transport; intra-Golgi vesicle-mediated transport; endocytosis. The transcript has 2 exons. Gene Ontology annotation, molecular function: protein binding; GTPase activator activity. Lineage: Eukaryota; Fungi; Ascomycota; Eurotiomycetes; Chaetothyriales; Herpotrichiellaceae. The record is from RefSeq and is a predicted model, not a curated record. The coding region runs from base 1 to 2370 and encodes 789 amino acids.